Drosophila innubila is the source of this 1890-nucleotide messenger RNA. RefSeq names its product protein enhancer of sevenless 2B (gene drk). The transcript is spliced from 5 exons. NCBI's taxonomy places the organism in Eukaryota, Metazoa, Arthropoda, Insecta, Diptera, Drosophilidae. Gene Ontology annotation, molecular function: protein binding. The record is from RefSeq and is a predicted model, not a curated record. Bases 420 to 1055 code for a protein of 211 amino acids.
CCAUCACUGCGCGUUUGUUCCUCUUGUUGCUGGCCUGGCUGCGGCCCCGUCAUCGUCGUCGGUGUAUUUUUAAUCACUUUUCUCGCUGCCUGUGGCUUCGAAAAUAUUGUACAAAUUCAAAGACGUGCAAUCAAUACACAUAUAAGUUAUUGUUUAUAUAAUAAGAUUUGUUAUGUGUUGAUUUUAAAUGCAAAUGCUAAACGUACGUGAACUUUUGUAAUAUUUUCUACAAACAGCUAAGGGAGCAAACAACUAAAAACAAAUUGCAUAUAAGUGUGUAUGUGUGUAAUAUAUAUGUAUGUGCGUGUGUGAGCAACAAGGCUGAUAAAUUUAAAAACAAAAAAAAAAACGUAACUAAACUAAACGACAAACAAAUAAUAAAUCGAGUAUCCAACAUUUAAAAUACAACACAAUAAAAAAUGGAAGCAAUUGCCAAACAUGAUUUCUCAGCGACGGCCGAUGAUGAACUCAGUUUUCGUAAAACUCAAAUUCUAAAGAUAUUAAAUAUGGAAGACGAUUCAAAUUGGUAUCGCGCUGAAUUGGACGGGAAGGAGGGGCUGAUACCCAGUAAUUAUAUAGAAAUGAAAAAUCACGAUUGGUACUAUGGACGCAUCACACGAGCCGAUGCUGAAAAGCUGCUGUCGAAUAAACACGAAGGCGCCUUUUUAAUACGCAUCAGCGAAUCCAGUCCCGGCGAUUUCUCCUUAUCCGUCAAAUGUCCCGAUGGCGUGCAACAUUUUAAAGUUCUGCGCGACGCACAAAGUAAAUUUUUCCUGUGGGUAGUCAAGUUCAAUUCCCUCAACGAACUGGUCGAAUAUCAUCGAACGGCGAGCGUGUCGCGAUCACAGGAGGUCAAACUGCGUGAUAUGAUACCUGAAGAGAUGCUUGUGCAGGCGCUAUACGACUUUGUGCCACAGGAAUCCGGGGAAUUGGACUUUAGACGCGGUGAUGUCAUCACCGUUACAGACCGAUCCGAUGAAAAUUGGUGGAAUGGCGAGAUUGGCAAUAGAAAAGGCAUUUUCCCAGCAACCUACGUGACGCCAUAUCAUUCAUAAUAAGAUAAACCCCCCCAUCACACACUUACAUGCAUAAAAAUAAGCAUGAAUUAAAAACACAAAAUACAAUACGGAAAAAAAAACACAAAAACAAAAACAAAUACCACACACUAUGAGCAGCUAAACACAAAUCUCAAGUACUGUUCAACAUUUAUUAUAUGAUAUGAACUUGGCAUAUUUGAUAUCGUAUACACUUUAAACAGCAUAUAGCCAAUUGCAUUUUUUACGUUUUUGACAAACAGUUUGGGGAUGUAUUCUAAAUUGUUAUUAAUAAAAUAAAAAGUAAAAUAGAAAGAACAUUAUGAAGAGUACAUGUACCAAUUAAACCGACAACUGCACUUAUAUGAUGAAUAUAAGGAAUGGCACACUAUAUUAUUAUUGUAACUGAACGAUUUUUGAUAUAAAUAUAUACUUUAAGUUCCAUCAAAUGUAAUUGUCUUGUGCUUCAAAAAACGUACACAACUAUAAUCGCACUGUUUAUUUUGUGUGUACGUGUGUGUGUGUGUAUGUGUUGGUGCGUUUGUGACAGAGAGAAAGAGGAAUUUAUGAUAAUUAAAUAUAUAUUAAAAAAAUUACCAAUAAUUUAACAAAAAAAAAAAAAAAAACUACAGCUUAAACAAAUUCACUAUGAAAAAAAAUUUUGCCUAAAUGUCUCAAAGCGAAGACAUUUAAAAUAAUUAUUAUCAUUAUUAUACUUACUAUGAUAUAUAUUUAUAUAUAUUAAUGACUCGAUAUUAAGCGCAAAUUUUGCCUCAGUUGCACAUGUACGUAAAUUUCGACGCUCUUGUAACAAAAUUACAUGAAAUCUGAUUCCUCAUUUAAAUGCAUAUACAUA